Messenger RNA from Pseudomyrmex gracilis, 1511 nucleotides. It is a transcript of the gene TpnC25D, whose product is annotated as troponin C. NCBI's taxonomy places the organism in Eukaryota, Metazoa, Arthropoda, Insecta, Hymenoptera, Formicidae. Gene Ontology annotation, molecular function: enzyme regulator activity; calcium ion binding. The record is from RefSeq and is a predicted model, not a curated record. The coding region runs from base 989 to 1411 and encodes 140 amino acids. The transcript is spliced from 3 exons.
GAGCAAUGCGCGUGUACACACGUGACAUCUGCUCCGUCUUCCCUCGUGUGUGCUGCGCGCAUGUAAUAUGGAUUCAUUCAUAAAUACUAUGAAUACGUGCUAAUUUUACACAUUUUCUAUAUAUAUCGUUUGUUUCCGCGGCAGUAAUCCGAUAUAAAUGAAAUACUUUUGAGCAUGAAACGCUGCAUAAUAACCGGGAGAAGGGGCAUUUCACCCAAUUUAUAUUCGCACACAUUUCAAUACAUUUAUAUUUUAAUAUUAUUUUUGUCAUAUAAAAGAGUUUGUUGCGUAAACAUUUUACAAACAGCUUCAAAUUAACGUAUACAAUGAAACUUGUCUUUUUGUACGUUUCUUGUUUUUGUAGUAUUUGAUAAAUCAAUUUCUUUUUGUUUUUUUUUUGUUUUUGACCGGAAAAAUCUGUCCGUCGAUCUGUCGUCAUCAUGAUGAGUAACACUAUGGAUUUUUCAAUUUAAUAUUGGCCUUCGUGAAAAGUUAAGUGACAACGUGGAGAGAAGAUCGUGGUCACUUAUAACAUAUUUCAUUUUUCGUCGAAGUCACGGCUCUAUUUUUGCGUCCACCGCGUCUUUCUAGCUGGUUUAGCGGAGAGGAAGUCUUUAUACCGGGACGGAAGGACGGGUUUUCUUCAAGUGUCCGCCGUCCACCGUCCGCCGUAGGCCCGUUCGCGGCUUGCCUAAUACGGUUUAAAAAAAUUCCCGGUUGCAAAUAUCAUUUAUAUUAAUCAUCAUGGUAAGACCAACGAUACGAGCGCGAAAAAAGUGUUUGUCAAAGAAAAGAGGCUGUAAAUUUGUAAAGAGAUAUUUGUAAUUAUAGUUGCAAGUGCCGUAUCUGAGAAACAAAAUUAUAAGUUAAUUAAAUAGUUAUUUGUAAGAAAGAGAACAUUUUUUUUUUUCAAGUAAUAAAGAAAUUUCAAAGUUCGAAUGUUGUCGGAAAUAUCGACGAAGAAGAACAUGAUCAAAAAGUGGCUGUGAUGCGCAAGGCAUUUCAAAUGUUCGACACGACAAAAAGCGGUUUUAUCGAAACCCUGAAAAUCUCAACGAUAUUAAACACAAUGGGGCAACUGUUCGACGAUGGCGAGUUGAACGCCUUGAUCGAGGAGAACGAUCCCGAAGGCACUGGUAAAGUGAAUUUCGACCAGUUUUGUAAAAUCGUCGGUCGGUUCCUCGAGGAGGAAGAUGCCGAGGCGAUGCAGGAAGAACUGAAAGAAGCGUUUCGAUUGUACGAUCGUGAAGGUAACGGAUACAUUACCACGGCUACGUUAAAGGAGAUAUUAGCCGCGCUCGACGACAAACUCACCAGCUCUGAUCUCGACGGAAUAAUCGCGGAGAUUGACACAGACGGUUCCGGCACUGUCGACUUUGACGAAUUUAUGGAAAUGAUGACCGGAGAAUAAUAUCAUAUGUACUGAGACGCGGCGACAGAUGCACAUUACUUGAUAUAUCAUUAAAAAGGCGAAUUGUGAACUUUCUUAAUAAAAAAAUAUUUGCGCGGGA